GCGGUGUCCUGCUCGCUCUGCAUCAUGGCUCUCUGCGGCUUCCUGAGUCCCGGCUCCAGGGUCUACACCGCCGUCUCUCUGAUGCUCGGGGUGCUGGUCUCGGGGAACCCCCCUAGCCGGCUCACAGCACAGGGGUCGUUGGCCUCCCCGAUGGACCCAAGGUUUGACUCUGUGGACUACAAGAACGUCUUCCGCUGGAGCGCACCAGACAACGCCACGCUCACCUACUCAGUCCAGUGGAAGAUCUAUGGGGACUCCCAGUGGGUGCAGGUGAAGGGCUGUCAGGGGAUCCAGAGUCUCCAGUGUGACCUGAGCAGGGUGACCUCCGACUCCAGGGAGUGGUACUAUGCCCGGGUGCACGCCUCCUCCACCCUCCUGGCCAGCCGCUCAGCCUGGGCACUCUCCCGCCGCUUCAGCCCGAGCUGGGACACAAAAAUCAGCCCGCCAACAUUAAACCUGACGAUGACAGCACAGGGCCUUGUGGUCCGCCUGAUCCCUCCUCCUGCCCUGGUGAGGAAGCUGCACAAGAAGCUCUGCUGCAGAGUCCUUCUCCGACACAGCAGCGGCGAGGAGGACAGGGUUGAGAUGAAGUCUUGUAAGAAGGAGCUGGUCCUGGACUACCUGAGAGCAGGCAACGAGUACUGCCUCCAGGCCCAGUGUGUGGUGUGUCUGCGGGGCAAGAGCAGUGCCCCCACGCCCUCCUUAUGCAUCACUACUCUGCAACAUGCAGCCGCCAGAUCCUGAUCCCUAGCUGAGCUGUUGGAGGAUACGAGAAGGAUCUGAACCCACACCUCUGUGGAUUCAGUCCUCACUUCCAGCUUCAGGCUGACGGCGGCCGGCGCAGAAUGGAAGAAGACGACUCACAUUAAAUAUUUCAAGCUUUAUUCUUAAUGAUUCAUGUAACAUUCUGUUAAAAAACGGACCUGGUGCAAAUGUCUGAAACUGUACACAAAUCAUCAGCUAUUUGCUCCAGAAUAAAGUUUUUUUUUAUUUCUUAAAACUCACAAUAUGACUAAGCAUCGUUUUCUCAGGCAAUAUAAAUUAUUCAAUCUUGUAAACAAAACACAAGGGUCAAAUCUAAGUCCUGAUUUACACUUUAUUAACAUUGUUCAAUACUCUCUUAUUUUGAUCAAUCAGGAGUGAAAAAUAACCAAUACUGUUGUGAUAACAAAAAUAAAAGAUUUACAUCAAACAGAACAAAUUAAAAAACA
Messenger RNA from Gadus morhua (Atlantic cod), 1211 nucleotides. It is a transcript of the gene il22ra2, whose product is annotated as interleukin 22 receptor, alpha 2. The record is from RefSeq and is a predicted model, not a curated record. NCBI's taxonomy places the organism in Eukaryota, Metazoa, Chordata, Actinopteri, Gadiformes, Gadidae. The coding region runs from base 25 to 744 and encodes 239 amino acids. Gene Ontology annotation, cellular component: plasma membrane. Gene Ontology annotation, biological process: cytokine-mediated signaling pathway. The transcript has 6 exons. Gene Ontology annotation, molecular function: cytokine receptor activity; protein binding.